Messenger RNA from Anopheles stephensi (Asian malaria mosquito), 1508 nucleotides. RefSeq names its product luciferin sulfotransferase-like. Gene Ontology annotation, biological process: sulfation. The coding region runs from base 174 to 1181 and encodes 335 amino acids. Gene Ontology annotation, cellular component: cytoplasm. Gene Ontology annotation, molecular function: sulfotransferase activity. The transcript has 2 exons. NCBI's taxonomy places the organism in Eukaryota, Metazoa, Arthropoda, Insecta, Diptera, Culicidae. The record is from RefSeq and is a predicted model, not a curated record.
CGCACACAACGAUACUUUAAUCUGACGGUUACACCGAAAGCAGUGGAUGGGAAAAACGGGUCAAAAACAAGAGACAUACGCCCUCGUUGGCUAUAAACCUGCUCGUAUCAUUCCCUUCGCUACCGUCAAGUGUACAAGAUUCUUCGCCCGAAGUACGUCCGUCCGACAGUGUGAUGGCAUUCGAAUACAUCGAUAUAGAGGAUCCCAUCUUCAAGGCUACGUGCCGUGAUCGUAACGAAGAAGACUACGUGCUAGUGCGAUGCAACGAUUACGCUACGGUCCCGAUCAAUCUGCCCGACUGGGCUCCGGAACCUGUCUGCCUUUCGACACGGUACGAGCGUAUCGCACAAACGAUCAAAAACAUGGAGGUCCGGCCGGAUGACGUUUGGAUCGUAACGUACCCGAAAAGUGGAACCACCUGGACACAGGAGCUGAUCUGGCUGGUCUGCAACGGGCUUGACUUCCAGACGGCGAAAGACGUUUCAAUCGACGCACGGUUUCCCUUCAUUGACUUAUCCGGACUCCGUGAUCUUCCAGAACCGUUUAAUCCGCUGCGUGAUGCACUGGAGAUGCGUUCACCGCGCUUCAUCAAAUCCCAUCUACCACCCGCCUUUCUCCCGAACGCUCUAUGGACCGUGCAGCCGAAGCUUGUCUACGUACGCCGCAAUCCGAAAUCGGUCGCCGUCUCGUACUACCAUCACUCCGUAUCCCUGCACUGCUACAACGGAACGCUGGACCAGUUUGUACGUUCGAUGAUGAACGAGCUGGUUUACUAUUCACCCUACCACAAGCAUCUGAUCGAGUACAGUGAGCUGCGCUAUCCAAAUAUGCUUUCACUGUGCUUCGAAGACAUGAAACGAGAUCUGCCCGGUGCCAUCCGACAAGUUUGUCAAUUUUUUGAUAAAUCGUACACCGACGAACAGAUUGGGCAGCUGGCGAACCAUCUGGGUUUCGAUCAAAUGCGUCACAAUGCGGCCGUCAAUCGGCGGGAGUGGAUCCAGUACAAUCUGCAGCAAACCAAUCGUACUGAUAAACUGGACGAUAACGACAUGCAGUUCAUACGGCGUGGUGAAGCGGACGGGUGGCGGAAGGAACUAUCACCCGAACUGAUCGAGGCCAUCGAUCGGUGGACGCUGGAGAAGGUCCCGAAGGAUAGCAAAUAUGCGCCACUAUUUUAUUAAGUACCGGGGCGAAAGAGCAUUUGCUUUGAAGCAAGGAUCGAGCAAUUGUAGCUAGUAGCACCAAUGGGAAGAUUAGCAAGUUUUUCGAUAAAAAGGUAGCUUAAUAGAUUUUUCUUUAAAUAAACUAAUAGAUAGAAAUAAAUCUGAACACAUCCAAUCCCAGCUUAGGAUGAAAAAGCAGCCCGAAGUUGUCUGCAAAACAACGUCCAGCAAUUAAAAUAUUAACCCUCACUGACCUACAUAUUCCAUUUAUCCUCAAAUAUAACCAACUGUUUCUAUAGGUUCAUUAAAAGAAACAACCACAAUAAAUACCAUUACUUCCGUACU